Molecule: messenger RNA, 3182 nt
Organism: Physella acuta
Lineage: Eukaryota; Metazoa; Mollusca; Gastropoda; Physidae
Product: protein slit
Biological process (GO): signal transduction
Cellular component (GO): plasma membrane
Molecular function (GO): signaling receptor activity; protein binding
Source: RefSeq, a predicted model, not a curated record
CGGACGGACGGACGGACUGACGGAUUAUCGAGCAGUACAGAUGAUGUCUUCGCACAGCGCUACUAUGCAACCCAAAUUCUUCCGUCUGGCUUUGGUCUUGUACUGGGCAAACCUUACAACCCAAGCCACCACAUCACACGGGUCUAACCUAACAACCACAUCACACGGGUCCAACCUAACAACCACACCACACGGGUCCAACCUAACAACCACAUCACACGGGUCCAACCUAACAACCACAUCACACGGGUCCAACAUAACCACAUCACACGGGUCCAACAUAAUAACCCAACUUACUACAUCUCACAAUAAUCCACCAUCCGUUACCACAACAAACCACACCAUUCCUCCAGCCCCACCUACUGCCCCACCCCCUUUCCCGAUGACACGUGACUCUGGCUUGUGCCAAGAGGUGCCUGACACCACCUACAAUGGCCGCCUGAUCAACUGCACGGGCCGGGGACUAACCAGGGUUGACCAGUCGAUGUUUGCCCCGGACACAACCAGUCUGAUCCUAGACGGCAACAACCUCACAGCCCUCCACAACAGCAGCUUGUCCAGGCUGACCAGGCUACGCUUUCUGAGCAUCAGGUACAGCAACGUCCAGGGUAUACAGGUAGAUUUCCUCUUUGGACUCAGCCAGCUUGAGCACCUGGACUUGGAGGGGAACUCUCUUCCCUUGCACCAGUGCGCAUUCCCUCGCGACCUGUUCCGCAACACCCCUAGUCUCAGACGACUGUACAUUGCCUUCAACACGAGAAACAAAUAUGGCGACUGGGAGAAAACUUGCACUGACGUCAAGACGAUGGAGUACUGCAACGAGACGUCAUCACAGUACCCUGAGUAUCUGGACAUCUUCGAGGCGACCCCUAGACUGGAGGCCCUCUCGCUGGACUCCCUCCCACAGCUGUGUCUGGGCGCGGAGUUCGCCAAGCUUCCCGCCCUGACGAAUCUCACGCUUUACUGCGCCUCAGUGGAGCAGGCUUUCAACUCCAGCCUCGUCGGUCUGCAGAAAGUUAGCCUCAGGCGCCUAGAGCUGGUCCAGUUCUCCAACAUCAUCUUCUCCUUCCUGCCAGAAAACAUCUUCCAGCCCGUCCAGUCACUAGAGGAGCUGGUCAUCAACAAGUGUCAGGUGGGUAACCACAACACACUGAAAACUCUCUGGCCAUUUGUUAACGGUACGCUUCGAGUCCUCAAACUGAACGAUACGAAAUAUUCGCGCUACAGUGAGUCCCCCGCCGUCACGCUAAAGGACGGCAUCCUGACCAGGCGGGCCACGGAGGCGCUGGUUAACAUCUGCCUGCACACAGUUGCGCUGUCCAACAACAAGAUCUUCGCCAUCGAGCCCGAGGCUUUCAUCAGCGAGACGUGGGAGCGCUGCCUACAGACUCUUGACCUGUCGGGCAACCAGCUGGGCCUGUCCUCCUGGCGCGCCAUCCUCUUUCAGCUGCAUCUCUUGAGCUCCAUGGAAGACAUAACCUUGACCUCCCCACCAUCGACCUACGACAUGGUGCAUCACGAUUUUUCUUCUAUAACCAAUGAAACAAGCGAGCAGAUCAACUCGAUUGCUAACGGUGUCAUAUCACCCGAGACAGCCACUCCAUCACCUCGCCCCAUCGCUUGGAUCCGCUUCCCACCAAAGGUGCGCUACGUCCGCAUCUCUUACCUGACGGUGCAGUCCUUCAUCCAGUUCCGGUGCACAUGGCGUCUGGUGGACGCUGGCCACGUGCGAGCCAUUUACGCCGUCAACAUCCCCUUCUUCCUCUACAGCCGGGGCCGUCUGCUGGGCCUGGAGAACCUGCAGAUCUUUGACGUCACAGGCUCGAUGAUGGACGUCGAGGAAUAUUUUUACGACGAUUUUCCAGGCAUUGAAGUUUUGGUGAUGAGCGCUAUCCUGCCAGUUGACUACUUCAACACCGUGGUUCCGCUUGAGCGACUGCUACGGAACAUGAGCAAGCUGCGUUACCUUGACCUCUCGAACAACCAGCUCAACUCCAUACCCAGACACGCCUUCCGAGCUAACGCGGAGCUCAGGUACCUGAUCCUGAGCAAAAAUCGCUUCUCGUCCAUUCCAUUUGAUGUCCAGGACUCACCUCACCUCACCCUGCUGGACCUGUCCGACAACGCCAUCUUGCAUCUGACGGAGCGGGAGAUGUGGGUCCUGGAGCGGCAGUUGGACCGUGUCGGGCAGUUUACACUCAGGCUGUCGGGCAACGGCAUCGUCUGCUUGUGUUCAACCAUCAAAUUUGUCGCCUGGUUGCAGCUGACCAAUGUCCGGCUGGACAGGGGUGGGAACUACACCUGCACAUCACAGAGCGGGAAGAUCAAGGCGGUGGCCGAGAUGCAUGACGUCAUGGCCCUAUGGAGGCCGUGUGUGGGCAGCUUAUCACUAACAACAGCCAUAGGCCUCGCAUCCACCGUGGCUUUGACCUUCUUAUCGAUGUACCUGGGCUGGAGGUUUAAAACCUCUUUGAUGGCCUACUUUCUGCAACUGGUGGCGCCUCAGUUUAGACAGAUGAGGCCUGGAGACUACGAGUACCAGGUCUUUGUAGGCUACGCUGACGAUGACUUUAACUUUGUCAAGGACACACUAGCCAGGUUUCUGGAGGAUGAUAUGCAGGUGAAGACGUUCCUCCACCAACGUGACCUUGGCAUUGGCUACGCUGACCAGUUGUUCUACGACGCCAUUCAGGCGAGCUGGCGAGUUUUGCUUGUCCUGACCGAUACAUUUCUCCGGAGAUACGAUAUGGCCAAUAUCUUGAUGAAGUACGCGAGCCUCUCGGUGAGUGUUGUGAACCAGGGGCGUGUCUUUGUCCUGCUGGAACGGUCCCAGAUCCCAAAGGUCCCAAGUUUUCUGUUGGACGUGCUGGACGACACCAAGAUCGUUAUACUUGAUGACGUCAACAGACCCUUGAACUACGAGCAGAAGCAGAGCAUUCGGAGAUGUCUGGAGCCAAUCUAGGUGUCAGGGUGUGUGUCUAUGGGGGGGGGGGGUAUUGUCUAUGGGGGUCUGGGCGUAUGUCUACCUGUGUGUGAUUGUAGGGUUUAAGUGUGUGUUUGUGUUUAAGUGUGUUUAAGUGUCUGUGUGUGAUUGUGUGGUUUUAAGUGUGUGCCCGAUUGUGGGUGUUUAGUUUUAAAGUACAAGCUUUUUUAAAAACACUGACUUCGAUUUUCUAGUUUGC